CAUACAUUUUUUAUAGUAGCAUUGCGAAUCGAGAAAAUCUGGCAGACCUACACAAAAUUCUCGUUAAACUCCGAAAGAAGCCAGGAAAGUUCUGUUAACAAAUCCCGGAAAAUCACAGCAAAAUGGGUCUUAAAAUGGCAGAAAAUGACAGUUCUGAGAUUGAAGCACAUCAAAUGCAUCAAUCGAUCAUGGAAGAAAUUAUCACUGUUCGAUAUUUACAACAAGCAAUCGAAGAAGUGAGUGCCCUUGAGACUGAUUACCCGAAACUCAAAAAGCCCGAAAUUUCUCACGAAACUUUCGAAAUCUUGGCAGAAACCAAGGCAAAGCUUGUGCAGCUCAUUUCGGAAGCAAAUGCGAAAAAGAAGCGCGACGAGAAAGCUACAAAGCUCAAAGAAGACCUGGCUAAGGCAAUUGCGGAAUUGCAGUACAAUCUGAAAUUGGCUCAAAACCCGAAGGAACAUUUGGCCCAGGUCAAAGCGGAAAUUGCAAAAAUUGAAGCUCGAAAAGAAGAGCUUAAGCAGCAAGCGAAAGAUAUCGAAAAUUUUGGAAUUGCAAUUAUGGGAGAUCGUUAUAAGAAAAUGUAAAGAGUUUAAAGUCGUUGGUCGAUAAAUUAAUAGAGAAAAUGUACAUUUGAGAGUCAAAUAAGAGAAAUUUAAGAAUUAUUAAUUUGAGAGAAAAUAUUGAAAUAAAUAU
This is a messenger RNA of Culicoides brevitarsis, 693 nucleotides long. RefSeq lists its product as uncharacterized. The transcript has 2 exons. NCBI's taxonomy places the organism in Eukaryota, Metazoa, Arthropoda, Insecta, Diptera, Ceratopogonidae. The record is from RefSeq and is a predicted model, not a curated record. The coding region runs from base 123 to 584 and encodes 153 amino acids.